Molecule: messenger RNA, 447 nt
Organism: Rotaria sordida
Lineage: Eukaryota; Metazoa; Rotifera; Eurotatoria; Philodinida; Philodinidae
Source: the annotation of a GenBank genome assembly
AUGGAUAGUGAUUUACGUAUCGAUCUUGAACGUUCAUUUUAUCUUUUUGUAAAAGCUGCAAAUAAUGUUCUUUCAUCAAGAAAUUUUCAACCACCACAAGUUUUAUUUGCACUUAAUACUGUCAUUCGUCGUAUUGUCGAACAACUUAUUGGUCUUAUUCGAUCAGAUUUUAUUCCUGCUGUUAAUAAUAUGAUACCAUUGACACGAAAUAUUGAUUUAUUAACUAUAACACGUGUACAUAAACAAAAUAGAGCACUUGUUGAAAAAAAUCCUGAACAACUUAAUCAAUUGAUUAAAAUUGCAAGUAAUGAACGAAAUGGUAAAUCAAGGAAUCCAAAUUCAUCCAUUCCAACAUCAACAAAAAAAAGAAAAGGUAUUCAUAUCACAUCAACAUCACAUGGAAUAAAACGUCCACGUGCACUUGAUCUUGAACAAGAAGAUGAAUGA